AUGAUGCUGCCUAAGCUCCUCUCACUUCUUUUCCUUUUUAUCACUCUGGUAUUUGCAAAUGAUGAGGCAGGUUUGCCAAAACUAGGUGUCAAGCGAGAUAAUUCGGUCAAAGGGACUAAAGGACAUAAUGAUCGCCAAUUUGUUUGGAGCUCGAUUGUCACGUUGGAGAAUGGGAAAGAAGGACACGAAUUAGUUACGGACGAGCAAAUGGUUGCCCUUGUACACAACGCCAGCAAGGAGAUGAGAGAGCAAUGGAACCUACGCGAUAAUUCCGAGCUACAUCCAUCGAUUAUGACCGCCCUCCAAGUUGGCGAGCAAGUCUACUUGGCAUCGUCGAUGAGGGGUGAUUAUUCAUUUAUUUACGAAUACAAAACGAAAGACAAAGGAGGUAAAAGUGGGAACGGGGAAAUCCGAAAGAGUGUGCCCGCUGAGAUCAGGGACGCACUCCAUGAUGCCCGAUUGGGAGCAGCCCCAGCGAGAACCAACUCCCAGCACAAGAAUGAUGCCUCCUGUGGGGAGCUCAUGGCUAGCUACACCUAUUUGCUGAAGAACCACGGGAAGGGACUGAGAAACAAACUUCCAAAGCCCCGUACAAUCGCCUGGCUUUACAGCGCCACUGGUGGAGUUACCCAAGCCGACAAGCUUUGGGAUCCCUGUGGCACAGGAGAUAAGGAUCAAUGGGGAUGUGAUGCGUUUUGCAAUAAGAUGGGCUUUAAAGUUAUUCCUACCAGCACUGAGGAAGAAACAAAGGAUUUCCCUAAGAUUUCAAACACGCAUCAACAAGAGUUAAUGACGAAGGAGUUGCGAGCUGAGCUUGAUCAGAGCAGGAAAGAAAUAGAGGAAGAGAGAAAGAAGGAACAGGCUAAGAAGGCGGAGGAAGACAGGGAACGGAGGAAAAAGAAAGGAGAAGAAAUAAGAAAGAAGAUGGAGGCAGAAAAGAAGAAGGAAGAGGAACAGAAGGGCAAACAAGGCCAUAACCAGCAUGAUAAGGACAAGCAUGGCAAGGACAAGGAUGACAAGGACAAGCAUGGUAAGGACAAGCAUGGUAAGGACAACCACGGCAAGCACGGCAAGCACGGCAAGCACGGCAAGCAUGGCAAGCAUGGCAAGCGUGAGACGGCGUGGAUAGCGUAG
Molecule: messenger RNA, 1134 nt
Organism: Aspergillus tanneri
Lineage: Eukaryota; Fungi; Ascomycota; Eurotiomycetes; Eurotiales; Aspergillaceae
Exons: 1
Coding region: 1-1134 (377 amino acids)
Source: RefSeq, a predicted model, not a curated record